CCACCCAGGCAACACAAUGUUUGUAUCCGGGUCAGAGGACAGUAAUGGCGGCGACCAUGGAGAAAGCAGCCGGCAUGAGUAAUAUGCUGCAGUUUAUGAAACUUAUCGGACAGCUCAAAAGAGUCCCAAGGACAGGCUGGGUGUACAGGAAUGUGAAGAAACCUGAAAGUGUGUCAGACCACAUGUACCGCAUGGCCAUGAUGUCUUUGACCAUCACAGACCCCACAGUGGACAAGAACAGAUGCAUAAAGCUGGCUCUGGUUCAUGACAUGGCUGAGUGCAUUGUGGGAGAUAUUGCUCCAUUUGACAACAUCAGUAAAGAAGAGAAACACAGGCGAGAGGAGGCAGCAAUGAGACAUCUAUCAGGUCUCCUGCCUGAGGGACUCAAACAGGAGAUUUAUGGACUGUGGGAGGAGUAUGAAACCCAGGGCAGUCCAGAGGCCAGGUUGGUGAAAGAGUUUGACCUCCUGGAGAUGAUCCUGCAGGCUCACGAGUAUGAGGAGCUGGAGGGAACGCCGGGUAGACUGCAGGAGUUCUUUGACUCCACCAAGGGUCGUUUCCAGCACCCAGACGUGCUGGAGCUCCUCAGCUCUUUGAAUGCAGAGAGAGAAUGCCACACCAAAACACAUGAUGCACAGACGUCACCAUCAUCUUCAUCAGCCUCUUCCCAGCCAAGUACAACACCACACACCUCCUGAUGGCUGUCACACACACACACACACACACACACACACACAGACACAGACACAGACACACACACACACACACACACACACACACACACACACACACACACACACACACACACACACACACACACACACACACACACACACACACACACACACACUGGAAUGUUACACCAAAAGUGUGUGUGAACAACAGGUAUGCAAAAAAACGCAUCACAGGACACGCCUACUUUUGAGGUGUUGAGGAAGAUACCUAGAUAUUGAACAGUUUUUAUUAGCCCGUCAUCCCUCCUGUUUUACCUCAGUGCUUCGCUCCAGUGUUUGUGACGGCAUGUUUUAAUAAAGCACUUUAGAGGACACUAACUGCACCACUAUCCGUAUUAAAUGCAUUGUACUCAGACGACAAAUGCAAAAACUGCCAAACGAUAUCCAAAUGCAAUAAAGUCUCAAAAUAUUAUCAUGUAAUUUAAUAUGGUUUGAAAAUUAAAUAAGACUUCUUUUAUAAUCGCAUUAGUUGGGAAAUCUGCUCCUUUAACUCUUAAGUUGAUUAAACUGCUCAUAUAUAGAGAAACUACUAAAGUAUUCAAACAUUAAUUUGCGUUAACAGGCUUUAAUCCUCUGACAAAUACAUUUAGAAACACUGUUUACGUUACUCUACAAUACGAUUAUCCAAAAGGAAAGUGCAGUGUGGUUGGUGAUAACAGCAUACUGUUAAAAAACGACACAACAGUUGUCAGAUGUGGAUGUUCUUUAAAGUAUGCUGCACAUUUUUUACAGAAACUGUCGUACGAUUGGUUCUUUAACCUUCGUUUUGCAUCGUUAUCAGUAAGAGUGCUUCAUGUAAUAUCAACGUUUGUGUUAAUUUAAACUAUUUUUAAUAUCCGUACAUUAACCAUAGACACAGUCGUUUAUAAUGGUGUGUGAUUAGUUGCAUACAGGUUUAAAAAAAACGAAAAAAACAACAACCUUAUCUGAAUGUAACAAAUUAUGUUUGAGAAACAAGACAGUGAUGCAGAGUUGACUUGAAGUCCAACCCAACA
Messenger RNA from Labrus mixtus (cuckoo wrasse), 1729 nucleotides. It is a transcript of the gene hddc2, whose product is annotated as HD domain containing 2. The coding region runs from base 45 to 698 and encodes 217 amino acids. Gene Ontology annotation, cellular component: cytoplasm. Lineage: Eukaryota; Metazoa; Chordata; Actinopteri; Labriformes; Labridae. Gene Ontology annotation, molecular function: 5'-deoxynucleotidase activity. The transcript is spliced from 6 exons. The record is from RefSeq and is a predicted model, not a curated record.